Molecule: messenger RNA, 1335 nt
Organism: Ixodes scapularis (black-legged tick)
Lineage: Eukaryota; Metazoa; Arthropoda; Arachnida; Ixodida; Ixodidae
Exons: 4
Coding region: 47-970 (307 amino acids)
Source: RefSeq, a predicted model, not a curated record
UCGGCCAGCACUCCAGUUGCCUCCGGGGCCUUGGACUAAUCCAACCAUGUACUUCAAACUGGUGCUCGCCUUCACCUUCGCCGGCUUCUUGCUCCUACGAGCCGUGGACGUCGUUUGGGAUCUCUUCGUCUUGGUGGCGGCGUUGAUUGCCAGCUUCGUCUGGGCCAGCCACGUGAGCCGCAUGCUGGUGCGAAUGAUCAAGGCCGGCCGGAUUCAGACCGUCAACAAAAGUGUCUUCAUCACCGGCUGCGAGGUGGGCUUUGGUCGCGAUGCGGCAAUCGAGUUGGCCCACCGGGGAUUCACCGUGUUCGCCGCCUGCGCUACGCUGAACGAUCCGUACGUUGACUUUCUCAAGAGAACGCCCAACGUAACGGUGCUAAGUUUGAGCGUCCUGAACACAGAAGACCUCAGCAACGCCGUCAAGGCGGUCACCAAUCAUCCAUCGGGUAAGACGGCCUGCUUGCCAUACGAGUUGAUGAACCUAAAGAGUUUCCGGGCCCUCGCGCCUUCACGUACAACGUCUGCAAAAAAAGAAAAAAAGACAGUGGACACCCCGUCGCCUCCCCCACCACCACUCGGGCGGCGGAGGUCGUCUCUGAGUCAGUUGUCCCAGGCCCACCUGAACGCCUACGGUGACGAGUACCUGCUCAACUUCAAGCUGAACGCCGAACGCCGGCUGCUGCUCUUUGCCAGGCAGCCCCACAGGGCGGUUGUAGAGGACAUCGUCGACGCCUUGACUCACAGGUAUCCGCUCCUCAGCUACAACUCGGCAGCGUCCGGCGACGUGCUGCUCUGGACACUUCUAGAAGUGCUGCCGGCCGAGUUCACCGACGCCAUCUUGAACCGCGUCAUGGGCGGCAAGCAGCCACAGCCCAGGCUGCAGACUGCCGUGCAGCCCGAGUCUUCGCUGGCGUCCAUGAUAGGGUUAACGGGCAGCGGCGUGGACAAUACGCUGUUUCCUCGUAGAUGAGAAGAGGGAAGCUUCAGGGAGGAAAAGGAAAUAACUCGCAACGGUUUGUUGGCAGCUUAUUUGGUCGACGAGAUGGAAAUAUAUUUGAAGAAGGUUUCGGAGGUAAUUUCCGAUAGACGAUGAAUGAUAAUUAAUGCUAUUCUGCCGCAGAUGCCAGUGAUUAACAAGAAAUUAUUUGAUUGAUCCUGAUCGGUAUUAUUCUUUGCCAAAAGCCGUAUAAGCCACGGGGGACAUGCUUUUUUUUUAAUAUUUGAGCGUGCAGAGGUACCUGAGUUACAGACAAGAUGUAUAAAGCUACGUUACUAUUGCCUCUGUAAGGCAUUUAUUCGGGAAAAUAAACAUACAGGAGGGUUUCCUUAUUUUAU